Molecule: messenger RNA, 951 nt
Organism: Microthlaspi erraticum
Lineage: Eukaryota; Viridiplantae; Streptophyta; Magnoliopsida; Brassicales; Brassicaceae
Source: the annotation of a GenBank genome assembly
AUGGAGAAGAUCGAGCACACGACGGUUUCCACGAAUGGCAUCAACAUGCAUGUGGCUUCGAUCGGUUCAGGUCCAGUGAUCCUCUUCCUCCACGGAUUCCCUGAUCUCUGGUACUCAUGGCGCCACCAGCUUCUCUCUUUCGCUGAGUUAGGUUACCGCGCAAUCGCUCCGGAUCUUCGAGGAUACGGCGAUUCCGACGCGCCACCGUCUCCUGAACUGUACACCGUAUUUCAUAUCGUCGGAGACCUCGUCGGAUUGCUGGAUUCACUCGGCGUUGACCGGGUUUUCCUCGUCGGCCACGAUUGGGGAGCAAUCAUCGCAUGGUGGCUCUGUAUGAUCCGGCCUGAUCGAGUCAAAGCGCUGGUCAACACAAGCGUCGCAUUCAAUCCGAGGAAUCCUUCUGUGAAACCUGUUGAUGCGUUGAGAGCUUUAUUCGGCGACGAUUACUACAUCUGCAGGUUUCAGGAGCAUGGAGAGAUUGAAGAAGACUUUGCUCAAGUAGAUACAAAGAAGUUAAUAAGCAGAUUCUUCACUUCGCGUAGCCCACGCCCACCAUGCAUUCCAAAGGCAGUUGGUUUCAGAGGUUUACCUGAUCUACCUGCUUUGCCUGCUUGGUUCACCGAGCAAGACGUCACUUUCUAUGCAGACAAGUUUAACCAAAAAGGCUUCACCGGUGGACUAAACUACUAUCGUGCUUUAAACAAAAGCUGGGAGCUAUCGGCGCCAUGGGCCGGUCUACAGAUCAAGGUCCCUGUGAAAUUCAUAGUUGGUGAUCUAGACAUUACGUACCAUAUCCCGGGAACAAAGGAAUUCAUACAUGGAGGUGGUUUGAAGAAACAUGUUCCGUUUCUACAAGAAGUGGUGGUAAUGGAAGGUGUUGGUCACUUCCUCCACCAAGAGAAGCCCGAGGAAGUCACUGAUCAUAUCCAUGGCUUCUUCAAGAAAUUCUGA